UGGGACCUUUAAACUGAGAUUGCAAGCUAUAGAGAAAGAAGAGAGAGGCGCUUGCUUCUGUACCAAGGAGAAGCUAUAUUUACCAUCUCCCCCCCUGACAGUGAAUGCAGCACUCCGACCUCUGCGUCAUUGUCGUUUGAUUGUGGGAGUUGUAGUCUAUUUAACUAGAUAUCUCUCGUAUUGUGUGCGGUGUGAAACUACAAGUCCCAGAUCCCCACAAUGCGGAAGGAAGUAGCGCAACAAAAACACAGUGAGGCUUGCAGCAGCAGCACCAAGAGAGAGCCGAGAAGAUGUCUCAUGUCCUUAAGAAAAGAAAACUGGAUAAAACCCGACAGGAGCGCCUGUACUUCGACAGCUACACCGAUGUGACCAUCCACGAGGAGAUGAUAGCGGACCAGGUGCGCACCAACGCGUACCGCAUGGCCAUCCUGAGGAACAGCGAGUCCAUACGGGGUAAAGUGGUGCUGGACGUCGGAGCCGGAACCGGCGUGCUGAGCAUGUUCUGUGUUCAAGCCGGAGCGAAGAAGGUGUACGCCGUGGAGGCUUGUUCCAUAGCGGAGCAGGCGGUGAGCAUAGUGAAGCACAACGACAUGGAGGACCGGAUAGAGGUGAUUAGAGGCACGGUGGAGACGGUGGACCUACCGGAGAUGGUGGAGGUGAUAGUGAGCGAGUGGAUGGGCUAUGCUCUGCUCCAUGAGUCCAUGCUCAACUCGGUGCUCUACGCCCGGGACAAGUGGCUGAAGCCCGGCGGUGUUAUCCUGCCAAGCAAAGCCGAGCUGUACGUCGCUCCCAUCAGCGACCCGGUGGUGGAGGACCGCUUAAACUUCUGGUACACUGUCAAAGACCAGUACGGUGUGGACAUGUCCUGCAUGUCCGAUUUUGCCAGAAGGUGCAUCAUGAACUCGGACAUCACGGUGAACUCGGUGACCGUGGAGGAUGUGCUCUCACACCCGGCCCGCUUCGCAGAGCUCGACCUGUACUCGGUCACCGUGGAGGAGCUGCGGUCCGUGAAGGGGAAGUUCCGGUGCGAGUCGUUCGGCUCGGCGGCCGUGAACGCGUUUUGUGUCUACUUCACGGUCACCUUCCCGUGUCCUCCUGGGGACAAGCCGCAGCCGCAGUCCCCGGUGGUGCUGUCCACGUCCCCGUUCAAGCCGGAGACGCACUGGAAGCAGGCGGUGCUCUACCUCGACUCCCCGGUGGACGUGGUGCAAGACACGGUGGUUACCGGAGAGAUCAGCAUGUUCCCCUCGGAGCAGAGCGCCAGACAUAUAUGUAUUCAUGUAGACUACACGAUAGGAGAGCACAAGAGACAGUCCAAGACUUUCUCCAUCCCUGACUGGAGCAGUGAAGCUCACUCAUAGUCUUAAUCACCAUGAAAACACACUCAAAGGCCUGAACCCCUGUGUUAUUAUUACCUGCUCACUGUGAGGUCUGGAGGGAGUGGAGCAAUGACUGUAUUUGUGACCAGUGUGGUAAAUAAUCCAGAUCUAAACAUACAUACAUGCUCAUACAAAGUUAGGUUUGGACCCAUCUCUCUAGGUCAGAGGUCAGCAACCUGCAGCUCCGGAGCCACAUGCGGCUCUUUUUAGCCCCUCUCCAGUGGCUCCCUGUGGAUUUAUAAAAAUGGAAAUGAAUAAAUGUUUUUUGUUUA
Molecule: messenger RNA, 1651 nt
Organism: Sebastes umbrosus (honeycomb rockfish)
Lineage: Eukaryota; Metazoa; Chordata; Actinopteri; Perciformes; Sebastidae
Gene: prmt6
Product: protein arginine methyltransferase 6
Exons: 1
Coding region: 291-1361 (356 amino acids)
Biological process (GO): peptidyl-arginine methylation
Molecular function (GO): protein-arginine N-methyltransferase activity
Source: RefSeq, a predicted model, not a curated record